CCCAGCGUUAUUCGCUCAGUUUGCGUCUGAUAAGAGCACGAGAGUACAGUGUAUCAUAUUUUCAAAUAAUUAAUCUACAAUAAAAUUUCAUGGUUUAACGAUUAAUCCCGAUCCAAGAUGAAGAUCUUCGUAUUUCUCAUCAUUGCACUGUCUCUUUUCAGUGCUGAUGCACAAGUGGCACCAGAAUUACCCAGCAAGUGCGAGCUAUCGUUGACAGGUGAUCAGGGCACGAUCUCGUCGGCGAACACAUUAGCUUCAUCGGAGAACUGCACCUGGACGAUAAAUCUACCACCAACAAAAUUUAUACAUUUUUCCGUCAGCCAUCUAACGCUACACAACGCCCUGAACUCCUGCUCGAACAGUCUCUCGAUAAACGAGACAGUAAAUUCCACCACGAAGAGUCUUGGCCUCUUCUGCAACAGCUCAAUUCCAUCCCCGAUUCUAACCACGACCUCAUCAGCCCGAAUCCGCUUCCAAACGAACAAUACCGCGGAAUCCAAGACUGCAGGCACCUCCAACUCCUUUCAACUCAUGUGGAAGGCCCUGGACAACCCGAACGCGAUCUCAACCUGCUCCAAGAAGCUGACCGAUCCCUCGGGUGUGAUAGCAUCACCAAAUUAUCUCUACGGCAAUUCCCUCCCCUUUACCUGCACCUACAAAAUAAUUCAACCACUGGGAAAAAUGAUUCAAUUUAGCCUGACAGAUCUCCACAUCACGAUGGACAAUGAAACCUGCUACAACCGUUUGAAUAUUUACGACGGAGAAGACGAAGACUCAACACUUAUCGCCUCAAUAUGUGACGCAAAGUACUACAUACCCUCCCGUAUAUUUAAUUCGAGUGCAAAUUACUUGACGAUUAAAAUAAUUUUUGAGAGGCCUCUCGAGAUACAUCAUGGCUUUCACGCGGUCUAUCGUACCCUUAAUACCCAAUGUGGAGGUCUUCUGGAGGAGAAGGGAAUCAUUGAGAGUCCUGGAUUUGGAACCACUUAUCCACCCAAUCUUAAGUGCAAGUGGACGAUUCACGUGGGAGCGGGUAAAGCCCUUACCAUAGGAUUCGUAAGUUUUGAUAUCGCCUGGCACGAGACCUGUGCUGAUGACUAUGUCCAGUUUACUGAGAUCUCUUCUAAUGGGACCAGGGCAAUCCUCGGAAAAUACUGUGGAAACGACUUACCCACUUCCUUCCUCAGCAAGUCAUCCGUCACCGAGGUCGAGUUCAGGAGCAAGGAGAAGACCGAUCACAAAGGAUUUCAAAUUCGUUAUUUUGCCAUUGACCAAAUAGGACAGUAAAGGUGUGAGGAUUCUAUCAAAUUUUGAAUAAAUAGAUUAUUUUAAGAAUAGGAA
Messenger RNA from Fopius arisanus, 1341 nucleotides. Its product is annotated as tolloid-like protein 1. NCBI's taxonomy places the organism in Eukaryota, Metazoa, Arthropoda, Insecta, Hymenoptera, Braconidae. The record is from RefSeq and is a predicted model, not a curated record. Bases 118 to 1287 code for a protein of 389 amino acids. The transcript is spliced from 2 exons.